UAUAAAAAGCAGCAAAUGGAUUUAAUCAUUGAAUUCACUCAAGAUGCUGAGGAAAGCGGUGAUCGUUUUGGCUUGCUGCACUGCAUUAGUCUGCGGUGGUACGUCAGCAGUACGUCAAGUCCAACCACAUGAGGUUGAGCCUCGAGAAUCAAACAGGGUCGAUGGAGGAAUUCCUGUUGCUCUCGGAGAUUUUCCGUGGCAUGUCACAAUUGACGCCAAUGAUGAAAAUAUUCAGUUGUGGGUAUUCAGGUGUGAAGGCGCCAUCAUCUCAAAUCUAUUCGUCAUUGCAUCUUAUUAUUGCGGAUCACAACAAGGGGAAGAAAUCCGCGUAGUAGCCGGAUAUGUAGAUAAGAAUGUACCGUUCACUGGCCAGGUUUCCUAUGUGAUCGAUACGAUUGUCAGCCCCGUCAAUUACGUGGCCCUCCUGAAACUAAGCGCUCCAAUCGAAUUCACUCCUGACAUCGGGCCUGUUAUGCUGCCCCCUGCGGACGCCACAUCCGAUCCAGGAACCGGGAUGAUUGUCACGGGUUGGGGCGAAGGUAAUCAGGUAGACCAAAUCAUGAGGUUGGACAUUUUCGUUAUAUCUUUCCUCUCGUGCAACUCCUUUCAUCCAGAAGUAGACUUGACUAAUAUUCUCUGCGCUGGAGCUAGCAACUCUGAAAUAGGCAUGUGCUCUAACAGAAACCCUGGCGCCCCUCUGGUUUACAAUGGCGAGUUGCGUGGCGUCUUUUUCUCUCAAUACGAGCCGUGCUAUAAUUAUUAUCCUGCAUUUUACGCCGACAUUCCCCGAUAUCGCGACUGGAUUCAGCAGAUCGCUGGCGUCUAAAGCUGUAACGAGGAGGAUUAAUAAUAAUUUCAAUAAAUCUGAAGUUGUUUGAGAAAUUAUUAAACAGGAUUGUGUAACUCAAUAAAACC
Cloeon dipterum is the source of this 915-nucleotide messenger RNA. RefSeq names its product trypsin-3-like. The record is from RefSeq and is a predicted model, not a curated record. Gene Ontology annotation, molecular function: serine-type endopeptidase activity. The transcript is spliced from 4 exons. Gene Ontology annotation, biological process: proteolysis. Lineage: Eukaryota; Metazoa; Arthropoda; Insecta; Ephemeroptera; Baetidae. The coding region runs from base 44 to 826 and encodes 260 amino acids.